Durusdinium trenchii is the source of this 801-nucleotide messenger RNA. NCBI's taxonomy places the organism in Eukaryota, Dinophyceae, Suessiales, Symbiodiniaceae. The record is from the annotation of a GenBank genome assembly.
AUGGUUGUGGCGGCGAUCUUCCUGGCAUGGUGGCUUCGAAGAAGGCUCAGGGACCUGGAAAACCGACUUGUGAUCCUUGAGAAUGAGUUGGAAGUGGUGAAGCACAACCGCAUCAGUGCCGGGGAGGAGCGAGUGUGGUCUAUGCAAGUGGAUUACACUCAAAGGAUCCACAGAGCCUGGGUUUUCCGGGGAGGCUUCGUUGAGGAUCAUUCGAUUCGUGAUGGUUUGGAAUGGGAGACGCUGAAGUUCCUGGAGAAGAUCAACCGACGCCAUGAAGGGCUGCAUCUCAAAGUUCAGUGGGAUGUGAUGAAUCGGAGAAGACAGGAACAAGGUGAGUCGAGAAUUCCCAACAGGUUCUCUUUGGAUGAUCCUGGACCAGCGCGAGGUGAUCAAAAUGAUCCGGAUGAUACAAGGAUGCUGAGUGGCGAGACCGCCACAGUAGAGCUGGACAGUGGGGAGGUUGUGGACAUCCCCAUUGAGUACUUGGAGAUUGCCCGAGAGGUUGUCCAGGCACCAGAUCCACCACCGGAGCCUGAACCAAGCCCUGGAGAUGAAGAUGAGGAUAUGGAGAGCACAACGACACCGGAGCCAGGACGAACACAUCCUGAUGCCUGGCAGCCGGAGCCGAUCGAGAUUCCUGAGUCGAAGUUUUCUUUUUACAACAGACCCUACAACAGGGCAGAUUUGAAAGCUCGACAGGAGCUAGCGAAAAUUGAGGCGAUGAUGCCCGCGGUGAGCAUGACGCCCAGCUUGCCGCUUGACUAUCAGUGCAGGCGCAGACCAAGAAAUCGUGCACGCUGA